AUGUUAAAGGAGGGGAGCGAGACAUACACAGAGGACGUCAUUUAUAUAGUCCUAGAAGUGGUCAUUGCCAUCCUGGCCAUUCUUGGCAACGUGUUGGUCUGCUGGGCUGUGUACAUUAACAGUAACCUUCAAAACGCCACCAAUUACUUUGUGGUAUCCUUGGCUGCAGCAGAUAUUGCGGUGGGUGUCCUUGCCAUCCCAUUUGCUAUCUCAAUUAGCACUGGAUUUUGCACCACCUUUCAUGCCUGCCUCUUUAUUGCCUGCUUUGUUCUGGUGCUGACACAGAGCUCCAUCUUCAGUCUCCUCGCCAUUGCUUGUGACCGCUACAUUGCUAUCCGCAUCCCACUCAGGUACAACAGCCUUGUGACUAGUCGAAGAGCCAAUGUGACUAUUGGAGUCUGCUGGCUGUUGUCUUUUGUGAUCGGACUUACCCCCAUGUUGGGCUGGCAUAAGAAGGACGUCAUCUAUCAAAACAUAUCAUGUAGUACUCCUUUUGUAGAGUGCAUGUUCGAAAAUGUUGUGACUAUGGAUUAUAUGGUGUACUACAAUUUCUUUGCCUGUGUCUUGGUGCCUCUUUUGCUCAUGCUUGGCAUUUAUUUGCACAUUUUCAUGGCAGCACGACGGCAGUUGAAACAGAUAGAGCUAAAAGUAACUUGUGGGGAACGCUCAAGAUCGACACUGCAACGCGAAGUCCAUGCUGCCAAGUCUUUAGCCAUCAUUGUGGGCUUGUUUGCUAUUUGCUGGUUGCCCCUGCAUAUCAUCAACUGCUUCACUCUCUUCUGUGAGACCUGUGAACGCCCUCCAGUUUUACUCAUGUACUUUGCCAUCUUAUUUUCCCAUGCCAAUUCAGUGGUGAAUCCACUCAUUUAUGCCUAUCGUAUACGGGAGUUCCGCCAUACUUUUCGUAAGAUCUUACGACAACACUUGUUUGGUCGGGUGCAGCCUCCUCAGACACGUACCGCCAGCGGGAAAUCUUUAACAUAUACAAAUGAGGAGUUGAAUGGAACCACCAGGAUUAGUUAUAAUGGCUGCACUGAAAACCAUGGGAGUAACUGUGACCUGAAAGGGGCUUGGCAUCAAAAUGGCUAUCCUUCUAGGGUGAAAUUUGAACAGAAAACAAUUCAUGAAGCUGAGAGCCAACAAAAAGAGAAACUUAUAAACUCCUGA
Messenger RNA from Staurois parvus, 1167 nucleotides. Lineage: Eukaryota; Metazoa; Chordata; Amphibia; Anura; Ranidae. The record is from the annotation of a GenBank genome assembly.